This is a messenger RNA of Strongylocentrotus purpuratus (purple sea urchin), 2312 nucleotides long. RefSeq lists its product as uncharacterized. Bases 307 to 1572 code for a protein of 421 amino acids. NCBI's taxonomy places the organism in Eukaryota, Metazoa, Echinodermata, Echinoidea, Camarodonta, Strongylocentrotidae. The transcript is spliced from 10 exons. The record is from RefSeq and is a predicted model, not a curated record.
CACAACAAUACAAGCGCAAUAGACAGUGCAGACAGUUUUCUGUAGAUAUCCGUUCGUUUUCCUUUUGCCAUUUUCUGACGUGCCAAAAAUUGACCCCCAAGAAUCGCAUCAAAGAUACCGGUGUAAACCAUCAUCAUCAUCAUCAUGGGCAUCCUGUCGACCAUAGCCCUCUUCCUUGUCUUACCUCCAAUCCUCUACAUCCUCAACUCUUUCUUGACCUCCGACCCGAACCGAUUCUUAUCUCGAUUCUUAUCUCGUUUGUAUUAUUGAUUUCAGAUACCGGUGUAAACCAUCAUCAUCAUCACCAUGGGCAUCCUGUCGACCAUAGCCUUCUUCCUUGUAUUACCUCCGGUCCUCUACAUCCUCAACUCUUUCCUGACCUCUGACCCCGAACCGAUCCUGGGCACAUACUCCCAGCGAGGGCGCUGGUUCGGUCUCAAGUACUGGAUCUUCUAUCUCAUGUUUCGGCUAAGAAAGAGACAGGGAGCGGCCAAGAAGGGGAAGACCUUAGAGAGCCAGCAGGGUGCCGUGGGGUAUGGCAUGGCACUCUUUGAAAAAGUGGAAGAUAUGGACAAAGCACAACCACUGCCGCCAGCUUACUUCUUCCCAAAGGCUGUAGAUGCCGUUUAUUUCAAUGGCUCAAACAAAGAUGGCGUGUACGUCGUCACGGCGAUUGCGAGACGUCAGAACCAGAUGGCGAAUGUCCUGACAUAUUUGGUCCUCCCCGGGAUUGGAGUACUCCAGCUACCCGACAAUCCAGGCACGUUGUUAGAGGACUGCGAUCCUGAUAAACACUCGGUCGGGGGGCUCUGCAUAGAGAGUGUUAAGCCAAUGAAGGAAUGGAAGAUAUCGUACCAUGGAAAAAUGAGACUUGUAGAUGCUAAAAAGCAAGACUGGACUAACGGAAAACUUUUGGAAGUCAACAUGGAGUUAAGGUGGACCGCUCUUACAACUUAUUUUGACUUUGACACCGAUUUGGAUGCCUCUCUCAUGGCCGAUACCAUUGCAAGGGAGAAAUGGUCAAAGCAGUUUUUUGAUGAGCUAAAACGGUCUCAUCAGACCCAUCAUGAACAGUUCGGAAAAAUGACAGGUGCAGUUGAGGUCGAAGGUCACGCCAAGCAGGAAAUCGUAGUAGUGGGCAUGAGAGAUCAUUCAUAUGGUAACUAUCGAGAUUGGAAUGAGAUUCACCGCUAUGCCAUUCACAUGUUACAUCUAGAAGAUGGUACCUGUAUACAUGCAGGCAAGAUCUGCUAUCCAGGAAGGCUGUCAUGUCUCACCACAGGGUAUGUGAUGCGGCCUGGAGAUUACAAGGUGACCUUGACACACAGUACCUUUGAUAUGGUUUCUACAGGGGAAGAUACGUGGAAGAUUCCAGACCAAUACAAAUUCAGCUUUGUCUGUGGUAGAGAGAGAUUUGACUGCGAGGUGAAGGUGAAGGUAGCACCGAUGUUUUACAUGGGCAAAGACAGAGAAGCUAAACUCUACGAAGGCUUCGUUGAUGUGAUCGUCAAUGGAAAGAAGGGCUGGGGUAUCGCUGAAUACUGCUACCAUAACCGGGAAAAGAAGACAUAACUGCUCCCUCCCCCUUGUCUGAGGUGCACCGAGUCCUCCUCACCUUUCACCACAGCCACCUAAGUCAAACCUGCCAGGCUUUUGGAUUUCAAUUGCGAUGGUGAUACUAUUUCUUUCACAACAAAUUUGCAGCCAUGAAUGCCAUUAUUGGUUGUACACAUACCAUUGAUUAGAUGGUACUGCAUUACGUGGGUGAUGCUAAUGCUAGCUAAUUUGUUUUUGUUUUCUGCCCAGGGGAGUGUUUCACAAAGACUAAGAUCGACUUUAAGUUGGACUUAACUACCGGUAUGGCAGGCGUUCAUGCCACUGUUUGCUCUCACCAUUUACUGGCAUUGAUCUCUCAAGGGACUUGCAAAUUGUGGUCACAAAUCUACAAAAUUUACCUUUUUUGAUAGUUCAUUAUUGAAGGAAAAGCAUAUCAUCUAAAGAUCAUAAUUGAGAGACCAAUGGUGAGAGCAACCAGUGGCAUGACUGGCCUGCCAUAGUUGAGUCUAACUUAAAGUGGAUCUUAGUCUUUGUGAAACACCCCCAGACAUUGUAACAUAUAACUGCCUACCAUUCCUGUUUAAAGGAAUGAUUCCUAUUGUUUGGUUUCAAAACUGAUGUUAUGAAUCCUAUAUUCCUCUCUUUUUCUGGUAACUUCUGUAGGAAAAGAUACAAAGCACACUAAGAUUCAAAGUUUUUUUUCUAAUGCAAAGCAUAAUACAAGAAUAAUUAUAUCACAACAAAUAUGCAAUGUA